This is a messenger RNA of Thalassophryne amazonica, 819 nucleotides long. It is a transcript of the gene lyrm2, whose product is annotated as LYR motif containing 2. The coding region runs from base 84 to 356 and encodes 90 amino acids. The transcript has 4 exons. Gene Ontology annotation, cellular component: mitochondrion. The record is from RefSeq and is a predicted model, not a curated record. NCBI's taxonomy places the organism in Eukaryota, Metazoa, Chordata, Actinopteri, Batrachoidiformes, Batrachoididae.
AUAUAUAUAUAUAUAUAUAUAUAUAUUGUCUUUUUGUCAAAAGUACUAGUUUUUGUUUUUUUAAAUCGCGGUCCGUCCGUUUGAUGAUGACGGUGUCACGGAUCCCUCCUGCAGCGGCGCUUUCUUUAAAACAGUUUUUACAGAGACAGAAGGUUCUGGGAAUUUACCGGAAAAUGCUGAGGACCAUACGACAGGUUCCAGAUGAGGCUGACAGAAAGUACCUGCGAGACUGGGCCCGAGAUGAGUUCAAGAGAAAUAAAAACACCACUAACCAGGAUGCGAUCCGUAUGAUGAUCACUCAGGCAAACAACCACCUGGAGGAGCUUCGGAAGUCUCUGGCUUUGGCCAGAAGUUAAAGACUGCUGUGGAUUAGAACUUGUGUUGGUACACAGCACACAGCGCCAACUACUGUACAGGAGGAACCUAGCAGUCAAUGUGACUCACUGAUUUUAAAAUGCAGAUCUUUUCAACCAGACAUCCGGUGCCGUGACAUGUCAAUCAUCUGUGUCCAAUAAGAUUUCAGGGGAGUCCAAUGAAACCCCGGCCUCUGCUCUAGCACCACCUAUGCCAGGAAGUGUUUGACAUUUGACAUUUCCUGUUUCACUGUGGACUCAAAAUUUGGCACUUCCUGUCCCAUGAGCAAGCUUGGCGCUGCUGCACGUCGCUUUAUUCAUAUUAUUAUUGUUAUUAGAUUAUUUGAAACAUUUAAGUUGUUUCUAUUUCUGUUGUGUCCAUUUGUGAUCAUUUUCACACACACACAUUUUCACACACUUUUUGUUUUUACAUCUUUGAAAUAAAGAGACUUUAUUUUUCUCUCCA